AUGGCGCAUAACGAAGUCUUCCAAUACUCCAUCAUCUCCGCCCUGAUGGACGGCGUCGCCACACAUGGCACCCCCAUCUCGCGCGUUCUGGACCACGGCAACCACGGCCUCGGUACCUUCAAGUCCAUGAACGGCGAGAUGAUCGUCCUCGACGGCGUCUGCUACCAGAUGAAAUCCGACGGCACCGUCGAGCACAUCCACACGCCCUCGGAGAUGAUCACGCCCUUUGCGACCGUGACCCGUUUCCAGCCCGAAGUGUCGACGCGGGCCACCAUCUCGAGCAAGCAGGACCUGAAAAAGCUGCUGUCCAGGCUAUUUCCGCAGGGCAAGAAUCACUUUCUGGCUAUUCGCAUGGACGGCACGUUUAAGAGGAUCGAGGUCAGGACAGCGGGUGGUCAAUGUUUUCCUAGGGAGGGAAUGGUGGCGGUGGCCGAGAGGCAGACGACGAACGAGUUCAAGUGGGUCAAGGGCACGAUUAUCGGGUUCAGGUGUCCGGCGUACGUGAUGGGAUUGAACGUGGCGGGCGAUCAUUUGCACUUUAUUGAUGAGGAGAGGCAGAAGGGCGGACACAUUUUGGCGUUUGAGACCGAGGGCGAUGUGGAGGUUGGGGUUUCGCUCAUGUCCAAGUUCCAUUUGGAGGUGCCAACGGAGGAUGAGGAGUUCAAUGAGGCGUCACUCGUGCAUGACAAAGAUGGUAUCGAGAAGGUGGAGGGUUAG
This is a messenger RNA of Sordaria macrospora k-hell, 717 nucleotides long. RefSeq lists its product as uncharacterized. Gene Ontology annotation, biological process: acetoin biosynthetic process. Lineage: Eukaryota; Fungi; Ascomycota; Sordariomycetes; Sordariales; Sordariaceae. Gene Ontology annotation, molecular function: acetolactate decarboxylase activity. The record is from RefSeq and is a predicted model, not a curated record.